Messenger RNA from Ruditapes philippinarum (Manila clam), 3371 nucleotides. RefSeq lists its product as uncharacterized. The transcript has 3 exons. NCBI's taxonomy places the organism in Eukaryota, Metazoa, Mollusca, Bivalvia, Venerida, Veneridae. The coding region runs from base 316 to 2448 and encodes 710 amino acids. The record is from RefSeq and is a predicted model, not a curated record.
UAUAUUUCAGAGGUAAAAGAUGGCUUGCUUGAAUUCUACAAAACAAGACACAGUAAAGUGUUCCUGUCGCCUCUUUUUGAAGAGAAAGACACUCCGUUGGCUUCUUUCUAUAUCAGUCCGGAACUGAGCUCAGUAGUCUCAACAUCAACGAGAAAUGAUGAAAAAAUACCAGUCAAAUCGUUAUCGGAGAUAUUCAAAUUUGACAAUACGGAAAAUCGAGAAAUAUAUGUACUCGCUGAUGCUGGGCUCGGAAAAACUGCAUUUUCCAAGUAUUUGGCUAAUGUUUGGUGUCAAGCCCAUUACCCAGACGAACACAUGAGUAAUGUUUUGUCAAAAGAUGAUAUAGACUGUAUGCAAGGAUUUGAUUUCUUAUUUCUGGUUUUACUGCGAAAUUCGAACAAUUUAUGUUCAGUAGAUGAUAUAAUAUUUAAAAAGAUUCUUUCAAAUUUGGGUCUAGAAGAAAAGCCUUCAGAGGACUUUCUCCUUAAAAUCUUGAAAAAUGAAAAAUGCCUCGUUAUACUUGACGGACUAGAUGAAUGGACCCACCCCGAAAUGAAAUGUGACAGAUCGCCGCGAUCAAUCCCCCAUAGGAAUGACCGAAAAAAAUGUACAAUACUGACCACUACGCGACCCUGGAAAUUAGGAGUUUUGAAUCUAAAUUCGUGUCAAAUAGGAAAAAAGGUAGAAAUUACACAAUUAAGUAACAAUUCGGCCGUCACGCUUAUAAGAAGGAUAUUACAAAGAUUAAAAUCUCACCAGAAUAAAGAUUUAUUAGACAGUGACGUCAGGCAGUUCAUACAAACAAUCAAUAGGAGACAAAACGCCCAGCUUGCUUGUGUGCCUCUUCUUUUAAUAUAUACUAUUUGUUUAUGGUGUGACGGUAUUCAAAUAGGAGAUUCAAAAUGUGAUCUGUAUAUAAAUAUAGUCGAGCUUCUUUUAUCGAGAACGAUUCAGAUCCACGGGGAGCUUCAACAAUCGUGGGAACUUUCUUCCAGUGACAUCCCAGAAUGCUUAGCUGAAUAUGACAACUGUAAAAGAUACUACCCACUCCUGCUGAAUUUAGGGAAAUUGGCUUAUUAUACAUUAUUCAAUGAAACAAAAGAAAACACGCUGGUAUUUGAUGGAUCAAUUGCUAGAAAAUAUCUCGCACAAGACAUGAUGAAUUUCACCCUUCACUCAGGAAUGUUGUCAGAAAGUACAUCCAAAACACUAACGAAAAAAUUCAGUAAAGUGUCGUUUUCCCACAAAACAGUGCAAGAAUUCUUUGCCGCCAUUUUUAUAAGUUCCCAAAGUGACGCGCAAAAAACUGUUGUAGAGAAAUGUAGAAAUGUUCAAGACAUUCUGGACAUGUCAAAAAUUUGUGAAUUUAUAACUGAAAUGAAUGCUGACCGGAUGUGUGCAAUAUCAAAUGAUUUGAUGUCUGUGAUAAAUGAAGACGAGAAAACACGCGACUAUAGAGCUAGGACAGGUGACGAGUACUUGUACAAUAGCCCAUUGUAUAACAUACAGAAAAUGUUCAUGUCGUGUUUACAAGAAAUGCCUGAAAGUGAAAAUAUUCAAUUAUGUUUACAAGAUUUCUUCAUUAAAGAGAACACCGAGGUGCACAGUGAGCAGUUACAACGUUUAUUAAAACAAAAUAAAACCAACAUAAAAUCACUUUAUAUAAACAUCUACAAUACUUCCAGCAGUUUACGUGAAAUUAUAGAUUUAUUCUCUCUCACAGAUCUCAGUUAUAUACAGAAACUUUACUAUCAUGGUGGCAGGGAGAAGGAGGCUGAGAUAAGUCGGAUAUUGUUUCCCAGUUUACAGUCCGUUACUUUGUUGUUUGGUACAUGGAGAAAUGAUGAAGAAAAUCUUAGUGAAAACAUGGCGCGAUGUCAAAACUUACAAUAUUUAUAUAUUGAACACUUCACGUUAUCUCACAAAAUGCUGGAAACAUUUUUCAAUUUUAUCUCCGGUCAAAAAUCAAUGAAAGAGUUAACAUUGAGGAAGUUACACUGUAAAGAACAUGGCCGCCUCCAUGAUUGUAAGAGAUGGAACUUGGACUUGUCUCAACAGUCAACUCUAUCAAAGUUAGUCUUGGUGCAGUUACCUGGGAGGCUACAAUUAAAUAUAUCAACACCGUCAUUAGUUUAUGUUAAUUUGCGGAGAGUCAAUGUAGAUGAAAGUUCACUGUUACUGUCACGUGACAUGUUGAAUAUUGAACGUGUGAGGUUGUGGGACAUAGAAAUGUCUGCAAGAAGUUUACAGAACUUUUUUAACGUGCUGGAAAAUCUGCCGCAGUCAGUUACAGUAAAGAUGAAAGGCAUUAAACCGGAAACAGAAUAUGACCGUGUUAGAGAAAAUAUUCGGAGAUCACAAACUUUUCAUGUGAUACAAGAAGAGACCUUGGUGGAGGGCAGGUGGCAGCCAUUUGAGUUCAAAACAAUAAAACCAAGCAAAGAAUAGACACGGAAAAACAUUGUGAAAUAAAUUGAAGCCAUUACUUAAAUGAUUUUAAUUAAUAAAAACAAUUUAAUUAUGGACACUUAGAAACAAAAUGGCGGCUCUUCAAACUUUAACUAGGACACAUGUACUUUCGUUUUCAAUUAAUAAUUUAAGUGACAAUUGUUUAUAAAUAAAAACAUUUAAUUAAUAUAAAUAAUUCAAGGAAGUUUUGACGGAAUUCAAUGGAUAUAAAAUUGGAUUAGGAUAAGGAAAUAUUUAACAGCGGCCAUGGAUCAGAAUUGUUGUGAUGCAGAAUCUCUUGUGACAUUUUACAAUAUGGAUUUGUGUUGAGUUACAGAUUAUUUUGAGCAAUAAAAAUACCAUGUUCCUUUGUUGACAAGAAAAUCAGCUCAAGUAAAUCUGCAGCAACAAUGAUUAUUAUGCUUCUACUAGAGUCCAAUAUGAAUACUAAUUAACACCUCGUUCCUGGCUUUACAGAAACAUAUCCACAAGAAAAUUGUUUAAAAACAGUGCAUCACCAAUAACUUUUAAAAUCUUCUAGUUCCUUGCUGAAACAAAGACAGACCAGAAAACUUUUGCAUUGUUUGUACUUAAACUUGUUUUCUUCAAGGAGAAUUUACAUCUGUAAAAAAAAUUAUUUACCAAGGCCGCUGUCAAAUAUUUAAAAAUAUCCUUCUGAAAACUUUGUUAUGGACUACUCACAUACCUUUAGAAAACACAAAUGAAACUUGUAAAAAUUCUUGUAAUUAAAGUGGAUUGGUCUACAAUGUGCACAUUUUCCAUAAGUAUUGAUAACACGACUACAAUUAGACAAUAAGAUAAUUAUGAACAUUUUUGAUAUAUUUUGGAAAUGUUGAUAGAGUUCUAAAAUGAUUUAGUUAUAAUGGAAACAUUAUAUAUAUGGCGAAAUUAUAACAUUUUGU